Messenger RNA from Chinchilla lanigera (long-tailed chinchilla), 3599 nucleotides. It is a transcript of the gene Wsb1, whose product is annotated as WD repeat and SOCS box containing 1. The transcript has 5 exons. NCBI's taxonomy places the organism in Eukaryota, Metazoa, Chordata, Mammalia, Rodentia, Chinchillidae. Bases 1939 to 2478 code for a protein of 179 amino acids. Gene Ontology annotation, molecular function: protein binding. The record is from RefSeq and is a predicted model, not a curated record. Gene Ontology annotation, biological process: intracellular signal transduction.
GAUGAAAAUACUGAGAGGGCAUCAGAACUGGGUGUACAGCUGUGCAUUCUCUCCUGACUCUUCAAUGCUGUGUUCAGUUGGAGCGAGUAAAGCAGUAUGUGUCAAAGUUCUUACACAUUCCCUAUGAAUUGAAUUACGAUGUAUGCGUAAUCAUUUUAAAUCUAAGUAACCUAAUAAGUCUGUGCUCGGUGUCAUGAAUAUCUUAAUUGUUUUACUUCAUGAUGGAGAAUUUGCAUGAGGGAAAUUAAAUACAGUUAUUGCUUGUGAAGUGAGAGGUUUGAUUGCUCUUAGAGAUAAUAUUUAUAAAAUAAGGAGUAAAUAAAAUUUAUUUUCUGCAAGACUUAGGAAAGUUUAUGUGCUAUAGAUGAGUUCUAGUUCAUGUUAAGACAUUCCCUUGCUAAUUAUUUUCUUCUCUGUUGUUCUAUUUUUGUCCAGUUUGCUGUUUUUAAAGUUUUGAGUCCCAGCUGGUCCUGGACAUUUAACUGAAAAAGUAACAUAAUAAUAAAAGCACUCAUGUAUGUCCUAGAAUGAAUUAUAGAUGAAACUUAAAUGUUGUCUGUCUUAUGUAGCGUACCUAUAGACAGCUUAAGUCAAAUGACUUUUAAGAGGGUUAUGCUAUUUAUUGUUAAACUAGAGCACUGAGUUAGUAUAGUUGAAGGAAUCUUUAUAGCUUCGGGUACUUAUGAAAAGGUUGAAGUGCAAAUACAUAGGGUGAUCACAAUACACUUUGAAUUAAUGGGGGGUGGAAACUAGUUAGUUAAAAUGCAUUUUAUUUAGCAAAGAGGUAUGUUAUAAUGAUAGUUAGAAAUGUUGAACGUUAAGAACAAAUAGUUCAGUUCUUUAAGUCAUAAAACAACAAAACUAGAUAAUUGACGUUGCUAUUUUAGGCUGUGUGUUUUCCAUAUGCUUCUUGCUUUCCCUGUCACAGGUGGUGGCAGCAAUAUUGGUGUGAUUGAGGUUAUGCUGGCACCACUCGCACACAGGCGCACAAUGGUGUUAGCUGGGCAGAAAGAGUGGCAUCUCUGGCUACCGGGCUGGGGGCGACCUUUACCAUAGGAUGAAGUAACCUUGCAUUCGGCUGCAAGGUGUACUGUACGUACACAGGUGCUGGUCGACGUCCACUUUCUGCUUUUCUUUCUUUCUUUUUUUUUCUUUUUAAAUAUAAUUUUCCCCACAGUGAAAUCCACUGACUCCUCCAAGUAAAUUGAUCUUCCAGUUUGAUGGAAGUGGGAGUCUUAACAAGUGAAACCAAUUUAAUUCGAAGUAAUUGGCUUUUAAAUGGUUUCUCUGUUUUACUUUUUGGAAGAUGCUGGAUACCUUAAGUCUUUGAUCCAAUUUGAAAUUUGUGCUUGCUUGCUUUCUUGGAAAUAAUAUGUUGUGUCUGUGCAGAAAAAAAGUAGAAAAGGAUUCUUUUACUCCCAGGAGGAGAGAUUAUUAUAUUAGGAUCAUUAUGCAUUUCUAAGUUCACGUUUAAUAUAACAUUGAAAUAAACAUUAGAAUCUUAUUUCGGGCUAUUCUGCACAGUCUAUUGAUGUUUAGAAUCUGAAACUGUAUGUGAACUUGUUCUUAAGUAAUUUAACUGUUUUAUACUGAAAAUAACUAAUGAUUGUAGUUAGUUUGGGAAAAAUAAUUGGUAUAAACCUUGAUUCAAAGAAACACUGUAAUUAUUUUCAUAAAAUAGCAUUUCAUAUUGUAAUGUGGUUUAACAUCCUUGUUGUUUGCCAAAGAAAUUUCAUUUGGCUGUGAAAAUUCUCUUUGCUUGCAGUAUCUGUUUCUCUUCCUAGGCUCACGUUGGUGAUCCAAGCCUAUUGUAAACAAGUGAUUAUCUCAAAGGGAGAUGCCAAUGGAGUAACAAUUUGUUAACCUUACAUUUUCUGUCUGUAUAUUUUUUAAAAAUUUGGUAGUUUCUGGAAAAGAAAAGGGGUUUUCCUUUGGAAUAUGGAUAAGUAUACCAUGAUACGGAAACUAGAAGGGCAUCACCAUGAUGUUGUAGCUUGUGACUUUUCUCCUGAUGGAGCAUUACUGGCUACUGCAUCUUACGAUACCCGUGUGUAUAUCUGGGACCCACACAGUGGAGGCAUUCUAAUGGAAUUUGGGCACCUGUUUCCCCCGCCUACUCCGAUAUUUGCCGGAGGAGCAAAUGACCGAUGGGUACGCUCUGUAUCUUUUAGUCAUGAUGGACUGCACAUUGCAAGCCUUGCUGAUGAUAAAAUGGUGAGGUUCUGGAGAAUUGAUGAGGAUUGUCCAGUACAAGUUGCACCUUUGAGCAAUGGUCUUUGCUGUGCCUUUUCUACUGAUGGCAGUGUUCUAGCUGCUGGGACACAUGAUGGAAGUGUGUAUUUUUGGGCCACUCCAAGACAAGUUGCCAGCCUUCAACAUUUAUGUCGUAUGUCAAUCCGAAGAGUGAUGCCCACUCAAGAAGUCCAGAAGCUGCCAAUUCCUUCCAAAGUUUUGGAGUUUCUUUUGUAUCGUAUUUAGUUGCCUUUGUUUUUCUAAUACUGGGAAUUGAACUCGGGACCUUGUGCUUGCCAGGCAGGCUCUGGGCCACUGAGCUACGUCCCCAGCCCUUAUAUCCUGUUUAGAAGACUGCCUUCCCUAGUAGUAGGGACUGACAGAAUACACUUACCAUGAACCUCAAGCUUUACUGACGAUGUCUCUGUUUUUAAAGGUUUAGAAGAUUUAUUUAAUUUGAUACAUUCUUGUGCUGCAUUUUACCAGUUGAGCUUUUAAAAUAUUAUUUAUAGACUAUAGAAGUAUUUCUGAACAUACUAAAUGUAAAUUUUUUUAGAUUAACUGUGAAAACAUAUACAUAGAUGUAUGUAUUUAGACAUAAGCUGCUAUGUGUUGAAUGGACCCUUUGCUUUUCUGAUUUUUCUGACCUGUAUAUUCUGCUUCAGUAGAACCAUAACAUGUAUCUUUGUUGUAAAGCAGAAGGAAAAUUUUUUAAAAUUUGGGACACUGAAUUUGGUGAGAAAUAUUGACUUAAGAAACCUGAAUUGCCUCAUUCAAAGUGAAUUUGACUGGGGCAGGAGCAGACUGACCUAGCUAGUGAAACACAGGUUUUGUGUAGGGAAAGGAUUUUGUUUUCCUUAGAAUGGCAUCUGAGAGGUGGUAAUUGAAUGUGACAUUUUUUUAAAAGCCAAGAUAGGGGCCAGGAUGUAGCUCAGCUGCACAGCACCUACCUGGCAAGUGCAAGGCCCUGAGUUUGAUUCCUGGUAGCAAAGAAAAAAAAAAAAAAGCCAAGAUAAAAACUAGAAAAGGAUGUCUUUACCCCAUUAAAUACUGCUGCAGGCCUUAAUUUGGGAAAACAGCUUGCUACCUUACUCCUGUGGCAUAACAUGUUAUAUGUUUUAGUUAAUUUGAGAAAUCUACUGUAUUAUUAAAUACCGUGUUUAUACUAAGGGACAAUUAUUUUAAGACCAUUUUUUUUUUACCACAUAUUCUGUGUUUUUGCAGAGGAUAAUAUUGGUACCUCGCCAAAGAGAAAAUACAGUAUACUUGCUUUUUGCCUUCUGUUAUUUAAGACUGUAUGCAUUAUGUAAAAUGCUUGAUUAUAUAUUUUUGUUGAGUUUUUUUAUUAAAGACUUGUAAAAAAAAUA